AUGUCUAGGUUGUCUGAUAUUGUUGGCUUGGAUGAAUUUAUAGGUCAAAAUCCUAUUAUUAGCUUUGCUGAAUUUCUUUCUUCCAUGGAUGAUGGAUUGUUUAUUGUUGUUGCUUGCUAUUUUAGCGUUGAUGAGGGUGUCGAUAAAUGGAUUGAUCUCCAUUCAUCCACACCGGAGCCUAGGUUUAGGCUUAGUUUGAAUGUUGGUGAUUUUGAUAAUGAGGCAUCCUUCAUUAUGCGUGAUGAUGUUGUUAGGCAGCUUGCACCUUCCACCUACAAGUUAUUGGUUGAUACGCCCGAAGCUUCUUCUCUGUAUCCAGUUGAGCUUGAUUUGUUAUUUGCUGAACCUAUGAUUUUUGAGGUUUUGAAAAAACCAAAUGGAUCUCCUUCUGGUCCUGUUAGCUAUGACGUCCUUCGUUUGUUUACCCAUGACCGCUUGCUGGAUGUGUUCUAUGGUCCCAAAAACUAUAGCCCUGUUUUUAUUAUUCAGUACAAGCAUUUUUGUUGCGUUGAUUGCAAUGUGAUGAUGGAACUUCGCGAGCGCUCACGUAGGGACUCUUCUACUUUGUCCCAUGAUGUUUCAAUGUGUUGUAUGAAGGGAAAGAUAACUUUGCCUUAUAUGAUUGAACCUCCUCCCUUGCUCCGUCAACUUUUCAAUGGUCUUCAUCCUAGGAGUGGACACUUUUUGGCAAAUAUUCGAUCGUAUAACAAUUUGUUCUCUUUUACCUCGAUGGGUGGAAAGAUCGAAACCGAAAUUAACCGUGGUCAGGGUCCUCCUCACUUCGUUAUUUCCGGGCAGAAUUAUCAUCGCAUUGGUUGUUUGCUCCCCGCUGAUGGAGAGAGGCCAAAGUUUUGUCAGCUUUAUAUUUAUGACACUGAAAAUGAGCUUGCUAAUCGGAUGGCGCAUUUCAGUGGUCGUUCUGAUGAAAGCAAUCUCGAUUCCUCUCUGAUUGAAGAAUUGCUAUCUUUGAUGGAUGAGCAUAAUAAGUUGGUUAAGAGUUUUAGGAUGGUCCGUGACUUUUGUGUGCAGAAUGAUAACGUUCCUGUUCGUUUGAGGUUGUUUAGGAAUAGAAAUUUUGAUGCUAGAACCUACAACGUACCUGAUGUUGAUGAAAUCGCUGCAUUGAUAGUUGGGGACUUUGAAGAUUCUGAAGAUGGCAGGGAUAUUGUUGUGAAGGAGAAAGGUGGUUUUCUCCAACGUAUUCAUGAAACUCACAGCAAGUACAUUCCUCUUCAGUAUCCAUUGCUCUUCCCGUUUGGCGAGGAUCAGUACCAAGAACAUAUUGAACGCAACGAGUUGACCUCUACUGGAUCUGUUAAGAAAAGAAUUCGUAUCAGUGUUCGUGAGUUUGUUGCCUAUCGUUUACAGGAGAGGACUAUUGAAGACUCUGUUUUAUUUUCCGGCAAGCGGCUUUUCCAGCAAUUUAUUGUUGAUAUGUAUUCUAUGAUUGAGUCGCAACGACUGUCUUGGGUUAGGCAAAACCAAAGUAAGAUACGAUCAGGUUUCCUGAAGGGUCUUGAGGAGGCGGUUGGUCGCGGUGAUAUUGAUGCAUCUUCAAUUGGCUCUAGGGUUGUUCUUCCUGCGUCAUUCACCGGUGGUCGCAGAUAUAUGUUCAACAACUAUCAGGACGCACAGGCUCUGUGCAAGAGAUAUGGAUACCCAGAUCUGUUCCUGACCAUCACCUGCAAUCCAAAAUGGGAAGAGAUACAACGCCAUUUAUCAAGAUCUGGCAACUACGCAUCUUAUAGACCUGAUAUAUGUUGUAGGGUGUUUCACCUUAAGCUGCAGGAGAUGAUGGCUGAUUUUCGAAAGGGCCAGUAUUUUGGAAAGGUUAUGAUUAUUAUAUAUGGUUUUUGUAAUGUGGAUCUUUCUUCUUUGUUAGGCGUAUACACAAUUGAAUUCCAAAAACGCGGGUUGCCUCAUGCACAUAUUCUUUUAUGGCUCGACAAAAAGGACAAGCUUGAUUCCAUUUCCUCCAUUGAUUCCGUCAUCAGUGCUAAGUUACCUGAUCAUAGAUUGUAUCCGAAGUUAUAUGCUGCUGUCACUGGCUUCAUGGUCCAUGGCCCCUGUGGUUUUGCGAGACCUUACUCGCCGUGCAUGAAGGAUCGUCGCUGUUCUAAAUUUUACCCAAAAAAGUUCGUUUCAAGGACCUCCUUUGAUGAGAGUGGCUAUCCUAUUUAUAGGCGUCGUGAUCUUGGUAUUGUUGUAAUGAAGAAGGAUGUUCAACUGGAUAAUCGCAGUGUUGUUCCGUACAAUCCUACCUUGAUUAUGAAGUACCAGGCACAUGUGAACAUUGAAUUAUGUAAUAGAUCAAAUUGCAUAAAAUAUCUGUUCAAGUAUAUCACCAAGGGUGUUGAUCGUGUCACUGCUUCUGUCGAGACUGGUGGUCAAGGUGAUGUAGAUGAAAUCCAGCAAUACUACGAUUGUAGGUAUUUAUCCCCGUGUGAGUCCAUAUGGAGGAUUUUUGCCUUUGAGAUUCAUAGUAGAUGGCCACCUGUUCAGAGGCUUACCUUCCAUCUUCAUGAUGGCCAGAGGGUCAUCUUUGAUGAUGAAGCCGAUCUUGAGGAUGUAUUGGCUUUCAACAAAGAAAGGAAUACAAUGUUUCUUGCCUGGAUGGAUGCCAAUAAGGAAUUUCCAUCCGGUCGUUCUCUUACAUAUACGCAAUAUCCUGGGAUGUUCGUUUUUGAUGAUCGAAAACGUUCAUGGCAUCCACGUCGGAGAGGUGUUUCUGUUGGACGUCUGACCUUCGUUCCUCCAAGUAAUCGUGAGUUAUACUAUUUAAGGUUACUCCUCAAUCGUCAGACAGGCUGCACUUCCUUUGAAGAUAUUCGUACUGUUGAAGGAAUUGUAUAUGAUACCUGCAGAGAGGCAUGUGCUGCCCUUGGAUUGCUUGCUGAUGACCGACAGUUUAUUGAUGCAAUCAACGAGGUUGCACUUGAUUCAUCCGGUCACUUUGUUCGGAAGAUAUUUGCAAAUUUGCUUCUAUCUUCGUCCUUAGGUGAUCCAUUUGCUGCUUGGCAACUUACCUGGGAAGCUUUGGCUGAUGGAAUUCUCUAUGAUAGGCGUCGAUUCUUAAAUUCACCAGAUUUGAUUAUUUCGGAUGAGGAUUUGAAGCAGCUUUGUUUGGUUGAAAUAGACAAGCUUCUUAGGCUAAAUGGGAAGACCCUCGAUGAUUUUGAAUCCAUGCCUAAGUUAUUGUCCACUGUUGUUUAUGCCUUUGAUAAUGUUUUGCUGGCCAACGAAUUGGGUUAUGAUCAAGAUGAAAUGUCAAUGAGACAUGCUGAAUUUUUUUCCAGACUCAAUGAUGGUCAGCUCUCUGCUUAUAAUCAGAUUGUUGAUUCUGUUGAUAAUGGACUGGGUCGAAUGUUUUUUGUUUAUGGUUAUGGAGGAACAGGGAAGACUUAUCUUUGGAAUGCCCUUUCUUUUCGAUUUCGCUCUGAGGGGAAGAUUGUAAUCAAUGUUGCAUCAAGUGGAAUUGCUUCUCUUUUGUUGCCAGGUGGUAAGACUGCACAUUCACAGUUUGCAAUACCCUUGGUUGUGCUCGAGGACUCGUGUUGUCUAAUCGAGAAGGAUGGCAAGAAGGCUCAGCUGUUAACCAUGGCUAGCCUAAUUAUAUGGGAUGAGGCUCCCAUGAUUAAUCGGUUGGCAUUCGAGGCAUUUGAUAGAACUUUGCGUGAUGUCAUGAAUAAUAUUGUUGAUGGUGCCUUGGAUAUCCCUUUCGGUGGGAAGACUAUUGUAUUCGGUGGGGAUUUUCGUCAAAUACUUCCUGUCGUUCCUAAGGGGAACCGUGCUGAUGUUGUUCAUGCCACCAUCAAUUCAUCGCCUUUGUGGUCCCACUGCACUGUCCUGAGGCUUACGCAAAACAUGAGACUUCAAUCAUCAGCUGAUGCGGAACAAACCGAUAUGUUGAGGCAGUUUGCAGAUUGGAUUUUAUCCAUUGGUGAUGGGAAGAUUGGUGAAGCGCGUGACGGUGAAUUCGUGGUUGAUAUUCCUCAUGAUCUUUUGCUUGAAAAUUCUGGCGAUCCGAUCAAUGAUAUUGUUCGUUCAACGUACCCUAAUUUGGUGAAUAAUUUGUCUCAUGAAAACUUUUUCCAUGAUCGUGCAAUUCUUGUGCCCACUCUUGAGUUGGUCGAGAAGGUUAACGACUACAUCAUGGUCAUGCUUCCUGGAGAUGAGAAGGAAUAUUUGAGCUGUGAUUCUGUUUGUAAGUGUGAUGAUGACAUAGGGGUUGAUCACCGUUGGAUCACUACGGAGUUCUUGAACGAUAUCAAAUGCUCUGGUAUGCCAAAUCAUAGAUUGAUCUUGAAGGUUGGUGUUCCUGUUAUGUUGCUUCGCAACGUUGAUCAAUCGGCUGGUCUGUGCAAUGGUACCCGUUUAACUGUCAUUUCAUUGGGCAAAAAUGUCAUAUGUGCGCGUAUUAUUGGUGGUUUGCAUGAUGGCGAAGUUGCCUACAUACCUCGGAUGAAUCUCAUACCAUCUGGUGCCAAUGUGUCUAUUACAUUUGAACGUCGACAAUUUCCUUUGGUGGUUUCUUUUGCAAUGACUAUAAAUAAGAGUCAGGGUCAGACUUUGUCCCAUGUUGGUCUCUAUCUCCCGCGACCUGUUUUUACUCAUGGCCAGUUAUAUGUGGCUGUCUCUAGGGUUACAAGCAGGGGUGGAUUGAAGAUUUUGAUCACGGACGAAAACGGUCAGGGGUCAUCAUCAACUGUCAAUGUUGUCUAUGAGGAGCUGUACUUGGUCGCUUUCAAUUUUGGUUUUGUCUAUUUGUAUUCACUUUCUAUAAGCCGUGUGGUUCCUUUGUCUUCUACUUUUCCGCUUUUGUCGCCGACUGUUCCUUUUGUCUCCAUGGCUGCACCUCCCAACAAUGUGGACCUUCCUGAGGGUGGUAACGACGCUGAGAGGACCUUCGAGACUGUUGUUGUUCCUGAUGUUGUGGGUGGCUAA
This is a messenger RNA of Medicago truncatula (barrel medic), 4944 nucleotides long. RefSeq lists its product as uncharacterized. The transcript is spliced from 9 exons. The record is from RefSeq and is a predicted model, not a curated record. Gene Ontology annotation, molecular function: DNA helicase activity. Lineage: Eukaryota; Viridiplantae; Streptophyta; Magnoliopsida; Fabales; Fabaceae. Bases 1 to 4944 code for a protein of 1647 amino acids. Gene Ontology annotation, biological process: DNA repair; telomere maintenance.